Molecule: messenger RNA, 651 nt
Organism: Theobroma umbraticum
Lineage: Eukaryota; Viridiplantae; Streptophyta; Magnoliopsida; Malvales; Malvaceae
Source: RefSeq, a predicted model, not a curated record
AUGGCAAUAAUGCCAUUAAUUUGGUUCCCGAAGCAAAUAGAGCACUACGGAUUAUGCUGUUCCUGUGUGCAAGGUUUGCACCAAAGCAUUAAGAGACCUUCCAUCAAUGCAAAUAAUUUCGAAAUUAAGCCAGCUUACAUUCAGAUGAUUCAGUCUUCAGUCCAGUCUUCAGUCCAGUUUAGUGGAUUACCUAGUGAUGAUCCUAAUUCUCAUUUGGUAAAUUUCCUAGAGAUUUGUGACACCUUCAAGUACAAUGGAGUAACUGAUGAUGCUAUUAGAUUGAGACUGUUUCCUUUUUCUCUGAGAGAUAAAGCAAAAAGUUGGGAGAGGUUUAAAGAACUACUAAGAAGAUGUCCACAUCAUGGGAUUCCUGAUUGGUUGCAAGUUCAGACAUUCUACAAUGGGUUGGUUGGGUCAAUAAAAACCAUAAUUGAUGCUGCCGCUGGUGGGGCAUUAAUGAGUAAGAAUGCUGUAGAUGCCUACAAUUUGUUGGAAGAGAUGGCCUCCAAUAAUUAUAAAUGGCCUUCAGAAAGGUCGGGUUCGAGAAAAGCUGUUGGAGCUUAUGAAAUUGAUGCACUUGGCACUUUAACUACUCAAGUAGCUGCGUUGUCCAAAAAGCUUGAUACACUGGGAGUUCAUGCAGUUCAAUAA